UCGGGAAAUCGGAAAUCAGGAAUUGCGCCUGCGCGUAGCGGCGCCUUUACCCUUCACCUACUCCCAGCAGGAUUGUAGGACACGUGCUUCCGAGUAAAAUGGAUGGUCAAGCGGGGGAGAAGACUGAGCCUAAUCUCGUGUCGCACGAGCAGAUUAAAAAGGCUACAGAAGCUUUGUUGAGUUAUACAAAGAAGAAACAAAAUGAUAAUACAUUACUUUUGAAUGAGAACGAGAAUGUGUUUUUAAUGGUGACAUUAUGGAAAAUUCCCCCAAAGGGAAAAGAAAUCAAAAUCCCUUUGCCACACGGUAUCAGGUCUGAUUCAAAAGACAUAUGCUUAUUUACCAAGGAUGAAUCCAAUUUAACUUCAGAACAGACAGAACAUUUCUAUAAGCAGCUUUUGAAAAAGAAGGGAAUUACAAGCAUUACUGAGGUCAUCCCUUAUAAAAGAUUAAAACAAGAAUAUAAACCUUAUGAAGCCAAGCGGCGCCUUUUGAAUAGUUUUGACCUUUUUCUUGCUGAUCAAAGAAUUAGACGACUUUUGCCCUCACACAUAGGAAAGCAUUUCUAUCGAAGAAAGAGAGUACCUCUAGCAGUAGACCUCACGACCCAAAAUUUGUUGGAACACAUCAAUAAGAUUGUCCAGGGAACUACAUUGACUGUCACUAAUCAUGGUUGUUGCAAUACAACACGUGUGGGUCACACUGGAAUGCCUGUAGAUCAUCUAGUAGAAAAUACUGUUGCUGCUAUAAAAGUGCUUUCAGAAAAACUGCCAAUGAAGUGGGAGAGUGUAAAAAUUCUACACCUGAAAACAGAAAAAUCUCUUUCCCUUCCAAUCUUUUCUUCAUUUGUCUCCCAUUUGGGGACUCAUAAGAAAACUAAGAAGCAAAAUCAAGGCAAAAAAGUGACCUCGAAGCCUGAUCAAAAUGCAGUGAGGCCUGAUGGUGAGGGAAAUUUGGAAGGUCAUGGGCUUGAGGCCACAAAGGAUGGCAAAACAGAACCUGACUCUGAGGAUGAGAUUCCACAGCUAGUUCCAAUUCAAGCAACAUCUCCUCAAAAGUGUCCAGAGAAAAUAGCCCUAAUUAAGGAGUCUACAGGAGAGAACCUCAGCCCUGAAACACCACAAGCUAAAACUCGUGGUAAAAAGAGAAAAGCCUCCAUGGCUCUGGAGACUUCAAAACAGAUUAAGAAAGGUUCCACACAAUUGAAGAAGACUCCAACCACUGGCAAAGUAAGAAGCCAAGGACCCAUCCCUAAGAAAACACAGAAAGAAAAUAAUUCUUCCCUAGAGGUCAAAGCUCUGGAGAAGACUCCCAAGAAACCACAACCCAAGUCAUUUACUCACAAUAAAGUAGGGAAAAUUAUGAAAUCAGCUCCCAAAGCUCCCCAAACUCCAAGACAAAAGCAGAAAAAAACAAAAGUCACCCCCAAGUCCACCUAGGUAUCUUUUUUUUUUAAAUUUUCUUUCUUUUAUUCCAUUAACAAAUCUAUACAUAAGUUUUCCCAAGUUACAUGAUUGUUGUCUCCCUCCCCUGUCCUCCCCUCACCCAUAGUUGACAAGCAGUUCCACUAGGUUUUACAUGUAUUUUCACUCAAAACAACCUAGAUAUCUUUUGAAUGGCAUUUAGAAUGAAGUCUAUUUUUACUUGCUUUUCUAUUUACUUCACACAAUGAAAAAAAUAAGUGUUUUCAGGGUCAAAUCUGAUGCUUCAGUUCCCUUAUUCUGUAGUAGCAUUUGUUCCUGAGCCAGUCUUCCUCCUGUUUUUAAAGUAGUUCUGCUUUAUUAAUGUUGCUGUCUAUGUUAACUUAAGCCUCAUGGCUUGAACUGUUUUCUUGUCAGAUUUAAUGCAUUUAUUUUCUUUACUAAUACCUUAAAAUAGGUCAAGUUAUUUGUGAAGCAAACAGUGAAUUGAUACAGGGUUAAUGAAGGCAAAAAAUGACCUUUCCUUUUUUUUUUUAAACCCUUACCUUCCGUCUUGGUGUCAAUACUGUGUAUUGGCUCCAAGGCAGAAGAGUGGUAAGGGCUAGGCAAUGGGGGUCACGUGACUUGCCCAGGGUCACACAGCUGGGACAUGUCUGAGGCCACAUUUGAACCUAGGACCUCCCGUCUCUAGGCCUGGUUCUCAAUCCACUGAGCUACCCAGCUGCCCCCGACCUUUCCUUUUUUAAGAUUUUUCUUCUUCUGUCCCUUAAUCCUUCCUUACAGUCAAACAGGUUUUUAGCCCAUAAGUUGGGUGGUUAAGCUGUUGGAAGAUUCAGAAUAGACUAUAUCUAGUGGCCAAAAAUCCUUCUAAUUUUAAAAUAUAGUAAAAAAUUUGCAUCCUCAGUUUUCUCUAUUGUUUUUUAAACCCUUACUUUAUAUUUAGUAGGGCUAUGCAAUUGAGAUUAAGUGACUUGCCCAGGGCCACACAGCUGGGAAAUGCCUAUGGUCAUAUUUGAACCCAGAAUUUGUCUUCAGGCCUGGUGCUCUAUCCACUCAGUCAUUUAAUUACUCCCUACCUUCCUUGUUGUUUGAAACCAAAAUCGGGAAACAAUAUUUAUGUGCAUUCAUUUCAUUCCUCUACCUUUUAUUUUAGUUUGCCAAUCCCAGGAACAAAUAGGUCAUUAAAGAAUCUCUACGCAAGAAUAAUCUCUCAACUAGGCAUAGUUUAAAGUAUAGGCAACAAAAUAAAUGUUCAAAAUAAUGAAAAAGCCAUUAAAAGGUUAGAUAGUCGCUGUCAUCUCUUUGAGGUGCCAUAAGACUUGUGGGUACAGCAAUAUACUUCUAGAAAAUGCAAUGUAUUUUAUAGUUUGCUUUUUUUUUUUUGCAUUUCAAAUGGCAAACCAUAAUUCAUUUUAAUUAAAUAUAAACAAGGAAAAAGGCACAAUGAUUUGUAUUAUUCAAGUAUUUUGCAUAGAUGCACAAAUAUCCUCAAUUGUAAACAAUUAAUAAGUGAAUCAAGGAGACAAGGAUCUAAAUCGUGUAAAAUCUCCCAAAUCAAAAGAAAACUUCACAUAUACCCUAUAGCCUCGACACAUACCAAUAAGCUAAUGCACUCCACACACACCGUCAACUUCUCCAUCUCUAUUUCCUUAUAGUUUGCUUUUUUAAAUUAACUUUCCUACUGAUAAAUAAACAUGUUUGAAAAAGUG
Molecule: messenger RNA, 3130 nt
Organism: Monodelphis domestica (gray short-tailed opossum)
Lineage: Eukaryota; Metazoa; Chordata; Mammalia; Didelphimorphia; Didelphidae
Product: ribosomal L1 domain-containing protein 1-like
Source: RefSeq, a predicted model, not a curated record